Messenger RNA from Brugia malayi, 1281 nucleotides. RefSeq lists its product as uncharacterized. Gene Ontology annotation, molecular function: epoxide hydrolase activity. The transcript is spliced from 9 exons. Gene Ontology annotation, biological process: epoxide metabolic process. Bases 1 to 1281 code for a protein of 426 amino acids. The record is from RefSeq and is a predicted model, not a curated record. Lineage: Eukaryota; Metazoa; Nematoda; Chromadorea; Rhabditida; Onchocercidae.
AUGAGCAAUUAUUCAUUGCAAUUAAUUUUGGCUGUAUCUGUUGCAAUCAUUACUUAUGCUAUUUACGCAGUUAAAAAGGACUUUAGCGCUUCUCAUUCACAUAAUAUAGCUAUCGAUGGGUGGUUUGGUCGUGGAAAGAAACGAAAAGAUGAUGAGCGCAUUACACCUUUUAAAAUAAGUGUUCCCGAGGAAGCUAUACAGGAUUUGAAAUUCCGCUUAAAAAAUGCCCGAAUUAAUUAUGAGCCACUAGAAGAUUGCAAUGAUUUCUCAUACGGUUUUAACAGUAAAUAUCUCAAAUAUAUCCAUUUCAUUCAUGCUAAACCGAUGCAUAAUAAUUACGAAGUUAUCGUUCCACUGCUCAUACUGCAUGGUUGGCCCGGAAAUGUGUUCGAAUUUCUUAAAAUCAUUCCUCUGCUGGUGGAUCCAAUUCAGCAGAUUGGUUCUGAUAUUAGUAUAACCUUUGAAAUAAUUGCACCAUCAAUCCCCGGAUUCGGUUGGUCUGCUGCACCAAUAAAAAAAGGAUUCAAUACAGAAGUGGCAGCAAGAAUAUUCAAUAAACUGAUGAUUCGUUUAGGCUUCUCAAGAUAUUUACUGCAAGGUGGAGAUUGGGGAAGUAAUAUAGCUACAAACAUCGCCUUUUAUUAUCCUGAAAAUGUUAUUGGUUUGCAUUUGAACAUGGCGUUAGUAUUUAAUUGGAAGGCGCUGUUGUACACAGCAUUUGGCACUAUAACACCAAGAUUAGCUUAUUCUUCUCAAACAUUUCAUCAACGGGCUACAGGCGCUUUCCUUAAGGAUAUGCUUGAAGAAACGGGAUAUAUGCACAUCCAGGCGACAAAACCGGAUACUAUUGGUGCAGCACUUAACGAUUCUCCAAUAGGUUUGGCAGCUUAUAUCCUGGAAAAGUUUUCAUACGGAACAAACACUACUUAUCGGUCACUUCAUGACGGUGGUCUCACAAAAAAGUUUACAUUGGAUGAAUUGUUGACCAUAGUAUCCAUUUAUUGGUUCAAUAAUAAUAUAAUAAAUGCCAUAAGGCUUUACAAGGAAUAUUUCCAGAAUACACCCAUUUUUAAUAAAUUCAAUCGGUACAUCAGUAUUCCAACCGGUUAUGCCGCAUUCCCGGAAGAUCUGAUGAAGCAGCCAGAAGAGCUAAUGCGUACCAUGUACAACAUAACAAAUUAUACGGAAAUCAAAGCUGGUGGACAUUUUGCUGCUUUCGAAGAGCCGAAACUUCUUGCUAGUGACAUCAUCAAAUUUGUUAAGACAAUUCAACUAGAGUGA